CCCAGCGUCCUACAAGCAACAGCCAUGCGUCGUACUCGCCUGGUGAUCUUGCCUGGGGCACGCUGCCUGACUAGGCUAUUCUGCCUGCUGCUCUACCUCGCCUGUCCCAACAUCUGUGCUGAAGGUCUGGAGCAGCCCGAAUGUCGCCUGGCGGACUACAACAUGCCUGUGCUUGAAAACAUCGUGCUAGAAACGGAUGACCCUGGAGAGAGCUACAAGGGGAAGCCGGACGGAUAUCAUAGGGACCAAGAACAUGAGAAUGGAACAUGGAAAGGCUAUACUAUGUACAAAGAUACGUGUUUGAAACCCUCUGUAUUACAAAAGAUGGAACCUGAUGCGCUUUUAUUAUUAGUUUCAUUGGAUUCGCCAAUUUCAUAUACAAAAUCAUAUAACUACCAAAAUGCUAAACUUAAUUCGUUAAAAAUAAGAAUGAACAGAAUGCUUCUGACAAAACACUCUGAACUGCACACUUCGGACGGCCCAACUGGACAUCGAAACACUAUUUUAUCUUAUAAACGUCAAGAUCAACGGAUAGCUACUGAAAGACGUGAUGCUCGAUCUCUUAAUUCAGAACAACGAGACAUAAGGAUCUCUGCUGAUCGACGUGAAUUACGAAUCCUGUCUUCUGACCGAAGAAAUGCAAGGAUCUCUGCUGAACAACGUGAAAAUCGCUCUGUCGAACGACGUGAAUCUCGCUCUGCUGAUAGACAUGAAGCUCGCUCUUCUGAACGACGCGAAGCUCGCUCUGUUGAUCGACUUGAAGCUCGCUCUGCUGAUCGACGUGAAGCUCGCUCUGUUGAUCGACAUGUUGCUCGCUCUGCUGAACAACGUGAAUCACAAAUUCCAUCCUCUGGCCAAAGGUAUGGAAGGAUAUUUGCUGAACGACGUGAAGCUCACUCUGCUAAACGACGAGAAACUCGCUCUGCUGAACGACGUGAAUUACGAAUCCUGUCUUCUGACCGAAGAAAUGCAAGGAUCUCUGCUGAACGACGUGAAGCUCGCUCUGCUGAACUACGUGAAUUACGAAUCCUGUCUUCUGACCGAAGAGAUGCAAGGAUCUCUGCUGAACGACGUGAAGCUCGGACUGCCGAACGACGCGAAUCUCGCUCUGCUGAUCGACAUGAAGCUCGCUCUGCUGAACAACGUGAAGCUCGUUCUGCUGAUAGACGUGAAGCCCGCUCUGCUGAACGACGUGCAGCUCGCUUUGCUGAACAACGUGAAACUCUCUCUGCUGAACGACGUGAAGCUCGUUCUGCUGAUAGACGUGAAGCCCGCUCUGCUGAACGACUUGCAGCUCGCUUUGCUGAACAACGUGAAGCUCGCUCUGCUGAACAACGUGAAUUACAAAUCCUGUCUUCCGACCGAAGAGAUUCAAGGAUCUCUGCUGAACGACGUGAAGCUCGCACUGCUGAACGAGGUGAAUUUCGCUCUGAUGAUCGACGUAUAUUACAAUCUCUGUCCUCAGAUCGAAGUGAUGCAAGAAUCUCUGCUGAACGACGUGAAUCACGAUCCCUGUCCUCAGAUCGAAGAGAUGCGAGGAUCUCUGCUGAACGACGUGAAGCACGAUCUCUGUCUAUAGACAAAAGAAAAACGAGGAUCUCAGCUGAACAACGUGAAGCUCGUACCACUGAACAGCGCAAAACUCGAUCUCUUAGCUCAGAUCGACGGGACACCAGGAUCUCUGCUGAACGUCGAGAAGCUCGAUCUCUUACCUCAGAACAACGAGACGCAAGGAUCUCUGCUGAACGUAGAGAAGCUCGAUCUCUUACCUCAGAACGACGAGACGCAAGGAUCUCUGCUGAACGUCGAGAAGCUCGAUCUCUUACCUCAGAACGACGAGACGCAAGGAUCUCUGCUGAACGUAGAGAAGCUCGAUCUCUUACCUCAGAACGACGAGACGCAAGGAUCUCUGCUGAACGUAGAGAAGCUCGAUCUCUUACCUCAGAACGACGAGAAGCAAGGAUCUCUGCUGAACGUAGAGAAGCUCGAUCUCUUACCUCAGAACGACGAGACGCAAGGAUCUCUGCUGAACGUCGAGAAGCUCGAUCUCUUACCUCAGAACGACGAGAAGCAAGGAUCUCUGCUGAACGUCGAGAAGCUCGAUCUCUUACCUCAGAACGACGAGAAGCAAGGAUCUCUGCUGAAGGUAGAGAAGCUCGAUCUCUUACCUCAGAACGACGAGAAGCAAGGAUCUCUGCUGAACGUCGAGAAGCUCGAUCUCUUACCUCAGAACGACGAGACGCAAGGAUCUCUGCUGAACGUCGAGAAGCUCGAUCUCUCACCUCAGAACGACGAGACGCAAGGAUCUCUGAUGAACGUCGAGAAGCUCGAUCUCUUACCUCAGAACGACGAGAAGCAAGGAUCUCUGCUGAACGUAGAGAAGCUCGAUCUCUUACCUCAGAACGACGAGACGCAAGGAUCUCUGCUGAAGGUAGAGAAGCUCGAUCUCUUACCUCAGAACGACGAGACGCAAGGAUCUCUGCGGAACGUCGAGAAGCUCGAUCUCUUACCCCAGAACGACGAGACGCAAGGAUCUCUGCUGAACGUCGAGAAGCUCGAUCACUUACCUCAGAACGACGAGACGCAAGGAUCUCUGCUGAACGUAGAGAAGCUCGAUCUCUUACCUCAGAACGACGAGACGCAAGGAUCUCUGCUGAACGUCGAGAAACUCAAGCUCUUACCUCAGAACGACGAGAAGCAAGGAUCUCUGCUGAACGUAGAGAAGCUCGAUCUUUUUCAAAACGACGAGACGCAAGGAUCUCUGCUGAACGUAGAGAAGCUCGAUCUCUUACCUCAGAACGACGAGAAGCAAGGAUCUCUGCUGAACGUCGAGAAGCUCGAUCUCUUACCUCAGAACGACAAGAAGCAAGGAUCUCUGCUGAACGUAGAGAAGCUCGAUCUCUUACCUCAGAACGACGAGACGCGAGGAUCUCUGCUGAACGUAGAGAAGCUCUAUCUCUUACCUCAGAACGACGAGACGCAAGGAUCUCUGCUGAACGUAGAGAAGCUCGAUCUCUUACCUCAGAACGACGAGACGCAAGGAUCUCUGCUGAACGUCGAGAAGCUCGAUCUCUUACCUCAGAACGACGAGACGCAAGGAUCUCUGCUGAACGUAGAGAAGCUCGAUCUCUUACCUCAGAACGACGAGACGCAAGGAUCUCUGCUGAACGUAGAGAAGCUCGAUCUCUUACCUCAGAACGACGAGAAGCAAGGAUCUCUGCUGAACGUCGAGAAGCUCGAUCUCUUACCUCAGAACGACGAGACGCAAGGAUCUCUGCUGAACGUAGAGAAACUCAAGCUCUUACCUCAGAACGACGAGAAGCAAGGAUCUCUGCUGAACGUAAAGAAGCUCGAUCUUUUUCAAAACGACGAGACGCAAGGAUCUCUGCUGAACGUAGAGAAGCUCGAUCUCUUACCUCAGAACGACGAGAAGCAAGGAUCUCUGCUGAACGUCGAGAAGCUCGAUCUCUUACCUCAGAACGACAAGAAGCAAGGAUCUCUGCUGAACGUAGAGAAGCUCGAUCUCUUACCUCAGAACGACGAGACGCGAGGAUCUCUGCUGAACGUAGAGAAGCUCUAUCUCUUACCUCAGAACGACGAGACGCAAGGAUCUCUGCUGAACGUAGAGAAGCUCGAUCUCUUACCUCAGAACGACGAGACGCAAGGAUCUCUGCUGAACGUCGAGAAGCUCGAUCUCUUACCUCAGAACGACGAGACGCAAGGAUCUCUGCUGAACGUAGAGAAGCUCGAUCUCUUACCUCAGAACGACGAGACGCAAGGAUCUCUGCUGAACGUAGAGAAGCUCGAUCUCUUACCUCAGAACGACGAGAAGCAAGGAUCUCUGCUGAACGUCGAGAAGCUCGAUCUCUUACCUCAGAACGACGAGAAGCAAGGAUCUCUGCUGAACGUAGAGAAGCUCGAUCUCUUACCUCAGAACGACGAGACGCAAGGAUCUCUGAUGAACGUCGAGAAGCUCGAUCUCUUACCUCAGAACGACGAGGUGCAAGGAUCUCUGCUGAACGUCGAGAAGCUCGAUCUCUUACCUCAGAACGACGAGACGCAAGGAUCUCUGAUGAACGUCGAGAAGCUCGAUCUCUUACCUCAGAACGUCGAGAAGCAAGGAUCUCUGCUGAAAGUCGAGAAGCUCGAUCUCUUACCUCAGAACGACGAGACGCAAGGAUCUCUGCUGAACGUAGAGAAGCUCGAUCUCUUACCUCAGAACAACGAGACGCAAGGAUCUCUGCUGAACGUAGAGAAGCUCGAUCUCUUACCUCAGAACGACGAGACGCAAGGAUCUCUGCUGAACGUAGAGAAGCUCGAUCUCUUACCUCAGAACAACGAGACGCAAGGAUCUCUGCUGAACGUAGAGAAGCUCGAUCUCUUACCUCAGAACGACAAGACGCAAGGAUCUCUGCUGAACGUCGAGAAGCUCGAUCUCUUACCUCAGAACGACGAAACGCAAGGAUCUCUGCUGAACGUAGAGAAGCUAGAUCUCUUACCUCAGAACGACGAGACGCAAGGAUCUCUGAUGAACGUCAAGAAGCUCGAUCUCUUACCUCAGAACGACGAGAAGCAAGGAUCUCUGCUGAACGUCGAGAAACUCGAGCUCUUACCUCAGAACGACGAGACGCAAGGAUCUCUGAUGAACGUCGAGAAGCUCGAUCUCUUACCUCAGAACGACGAGAACCAAGGAUCUCUGCUGAACGUAGAGAAGCUCGAUCUCUUACCUCAGAACGACGAGAAGCAAGGAUCUCUGCUGAACGUAGAGAAGCUCGAUCUCUUACCUCAGAACGACGAGACGCAAGGAUCUCUGCUGAACGUAGAGAAGCUCGAUCUCUUACCUCAGAACGACGAGACGCAAGGAUCUCUGCUGAACGUAGAGAAGCUCGAUCUCUUACCUCAGAACGACGAGACGCAAGGAUCUCUGCUGAACGACGAGAAGCUCGAUCUCUUACCUCAGAACGACGAGAAGCAAGGAUCUCUGCUGAACGUAGAGAAGCUCGAUCUCUUACCUCAGAACGACGAGAUGCAAGAAUCUCUGCUGAACGUAGAGAAGCUCGAUCUCUUACCUCAGAACGACGAGACGCAAGGAUCUCUGCUGAACGUAGAGAAGCUCGAUCUCUUACCUCAGAACGACGAGAAGCAUGGAUCUCUGCUGAACGUCGAGAAGCUCGAUCUCUUACCUCAGAACGACGAGAAGCAAGGAUCUCUGCUGAACGUAGAGAAGCUCGAUCUCUUACCUCAGAACGACGAGACGCAAGGAUCUCUGCUGAACGUAGAGAAGCUCGAUCUCUUACCUCAGAACGACGAGACGCAAGGAUCUCUGCUGAACGUAGAGAAGCUCGAUCUCUUACCUCAGAACGACGAGACGCAAGGAUCUCUGCUGAACGUAGAGAAGCUCGAUCUCUUACCUUAGAACGACGAGACGCAAGAAUUUCUUUUGAACAUCGUGAACGAAAAGAUCUUUUAAUACCUUCUGCUGAACAACGAGACACUAAACACCUUUAUGCCAUGAGAGACGAUGCUAAGAUUCGCGAUAGUGAGAUUGAUGUUGGUGUACCUGUAAAUGACCAACUACCAAGUGACUCUAAAAUGUCUUCAACAGCAUCUGUCUUCUUCACUUCCGAAAAGGACUCUUUCAUGAUCAUGUCAGAUCCAAAUACCCAUGAAACCGUUCAUAAUUGGUUUUUGAAUGUAAUUUUUACUGGAUUGAAUGUUAUUAUUGUUGCAGCACUGCUUCUUCCAAACAAUGCAGAAGGAAUUAAAAAACAAAAGAAUGCAUUCUUUGGAUUUGAAAAACAAAACUGGAUGACAAGACUGGCUGGCUGUGUGUAAAUCAAAUAAGCUCUUCCUCUUCUACGACUACAUCUGUCUACAUACUUAUUCAUGUCGUAUCAAGUAGUUUAGAUAAUGUGACGUCAUUAGACAAAGUAGUGCUGCAGCAACACCUUUGAAAAUGCUUUGUUUAUUUUCAUCAUGUUUUUGAAUUAUUGAUUCCUUUACAAAUCUUGAACUGCUUAGACUUAACAAUACCUGUAGUAGUUAAAAGACUUAAUCCAAACUGUAACAAAAUUCUUCCCAUUCUUAACCGGAGAGAGAAUUGAUAAUGUGAUAUUAGUGUAGACUGAGAUGAUAUUUUUCAACAUUAGUGGAUAAAAUGACUAUCAAAGUGGUUACUGUUUCGUAUUCUGAGCAAUGUUACACGUGUUAUAGAUUGAUAUUUUUGUAAAUACACAAAAAUAACAUACUUUGUGAUUGGAUAUUCAGAGAUUUAUUAUCGUUGUGUCAAAUGUUUUGAGAAUAAAAUCUUAUAUUUCUCGUUACAGGCAAUGUUACCAUAGCUAAGGCUGUUUGAUUUAUUAUUGAUUCUUAGCUAAUAUAGACUUUAGCAUGUGACUCAACCGUAGUGUAGAACUAUAUAACUAUGUGUUUCUAAUAAAUGUUAGCAAAGUG
Molecule: messenger RNA, 6453 nt
Organism: Macrosteles quadrilineatus (aster leafhopper)
Lineage: Eukaryota; Metazoa; Arthropoda; Insecta; Hemiptera; Cicadellidae
Product: trichohyalin-like
Exons: 5
Coding region: 25-5835 (1936 amino acids)
Source: RefSeq, a predicted model, not a curated record